Colletes gigas is the source of this 1863-nucleotide messenger RNA. RefSeq names its product sulfide:quinone oxidoreductase, mitochondrial (gene Sqor). Gene Ontology annotation, molecular function: FAD binding; sulfide:quinone oxidoreductase activity. The transcript has 9 exons. The record is from RefSeq and is a predicted model, not a curated record. Gene Ontology annotation, cellular component: mitochondrion. NCBI's taxonomy places the organism in Eukaryota, Metazoa, Arthropoda, Insecta, Hymenoptera, Colletidae. Bases 236 to 1606 code for a protein of 456 amino acids.
UACCGUUCCGAUCAUCCAAGAUCCAAGUACUUGCUGCUUGCUUAUACUGUGCAGUAUGUAUUCGCGAACCUUCGAGUUUGCACGCCAGAUUCCGAUAACGUAAUAUUUACGCAUGAUUGAUCCAACAUAGAUUCGGUAAAGUGCUUUAAUACCGCGAUCAUUAAACACUUCUACCGGACGUGUCGUAUACGUAAUUGUACGUAAUUCACAUGACAGUGGUGUAAAAAAGAUCAGAAUGAGUCACAUUAGGUGUUUGCACAAUCUUACAUCACGUUUAUUCACCAGCAACUUUGAACCUUUCACGAGGAGCUUGUUAAUUAAAAAUGAACGUAGGGGUGUUCAUCAUUCGUGCCAAAUAUUGGUAGUUGGAGGUGGUACCGGAGGUUGUAGUAUGGCUGCAAAAUUUGCCAACAGGUUUAAGGAUCCAAAUCAAGUUAUCGUAGUAGAGCCAAGCCAUGCCCACUAUUAUCAACCUUUAUUUACUUUAAUCGGGGGCGGUAUAAAAUCAAUUCAAAGUUCGAAAAGAUCAAUGAAAGAUGUUUUACCGCAAAAAGCAAAGUGGUUUCAGGAAAGCGUAAUGAGAUUCGAACCAGAACAGAACGAAAUAAUUAUGAGCAACGGCGAUACUGUGCAAUACAAUUACAUGAUCGUUGCAAUAGGCUUGCAAUUGCAUUGGGAAAAAGUACCAGGUUUAAUAGAUGGACUUCGAGACCAUACGUCGCAAGUUUGUUCUAUAUAUGGGCCUGAAACUGUUGCGAAUGUCUUUUCUACAAUUUCAAAAACCAAGGAUGGCACCGCCUUGUUUACCUUCCCAAAUAGCCCAGUUAAAUGCCCCGGAGCUCCACAAAAAAUUGCGUAUCUUGCAGAAGAUUAUUUUCGUAAACACAAGGUGCGUGAUAAUAUAAAGGUUGUUUAUAACACGGCCUUACCGGUCAUAUUCGGUGUUAAAAAAUAUGCAGAUGCGCUUUGGAAUGUGUGCGGACAAAGAGACAUUACAGUAAAUCUUCAAAUGAAUCUUGUGGAAAUAAAUACGUCUGCACGGGAAGCAGUGUUUCAGAGAUUGGAUAAACCAAAUGAGACGGUUGUACAGAAGUAUUCGUUGCUUCACGUAUGUCCGCCGAUGGGUCCACCGGAUGUUUUGAAAAGGCACCCUUCAUUAACGAACGAAGCGGGAUUUUUGUCAGUUGAUCCUAAAACGCUACGUCAUACGAAAUACUCAAAUAUAUAUGGAAUAGGAGAUUGUACGAGUUCUCCAAAUUCGAAAACGAUGGCUGCGAUAGCGGCUCAAGGAAAAGUAUUAUAUAAUAAUCUAACUAACGAUAUGGUGAAUAAAUCUACGACUAUGGCUUACAACGGUUAUUCGUCUUGUCCUUUGGUUACUGGUUAUGGGAAAUGCAUUUUGGCCGAAUUCGAUUAUAAUUUACAACCACUGGAAACGUUUCCAGUAAAUCAAGGACGAGAAUAUUACUUUACGUAUUUGCUUAAGACAUAUUUUUUCCCGUUUAUUUACUGGCAUCUGAUGCUACGCGGCAAGUGGGAUGGACCGGAAUUCUUCCGCAAAUAUACAAGUAUGAUAAAAAAAAGAGAAACUUCUGGUAAAGUUUAAAAUUAAAAUGCUUUCGUAGAACAGAUAUAUUAAAAACAAAAAAUCAUUGUACAUAAUUUUUUUUUAAAUGUUAUUUAGUAUCGCUAAUAAAUAACUGUUAUUCAUAAGAUAUUUAUUUUAUAAAAUACGUAAUCGUGAAAAAAUGGUCGGUGAUUAAAAUUUCUACGUUUAUAACAAAACAGGGAUAUAUGUAUGUAAACAUAUAUUACCUGUAUUCAAAACCUUAUGAUGUUAAUUUCUAUAUAAGCGUAGGGCAA